Molecule: messenger RNA, 4630 nt
Organism: Eucalyptus grandis
Lineage: Eukaryota; Viridiplantae; Streptophyta; Magnoliopsida; Myrtales; Myrtaceae
Product: zinc finger protein BRUTUS-like At1g74770
Biological process (GO): ubiquitin-dependent protein catabolic process; protein ubiquitination
Cellular component (GO): nucleus
Molecular function (GO): zinc ion binding; ubiquitin protein ligase activity
Source: RefSeq, a predicted model, not a curated record
AGGCACGCCGGCAUGUAAGAUCGGAGGCGGCGCACCGGGUCCAAGAAGAAACGGUCGAGAUUUUGAAGAGGCCGUCGGGUACGACGUUGCUGUCGGCCACCCCGAUCCGCGUCAACCGAUUUUUAAAAAUUCUCCAACCGAAAUUUAAAAAAGAUACUUCCCCAAGAACCUCCAAGAACUACUGCAGGGGAACUCCUGGAAGUCCCCUCGAUAAAUUCCACCGCAUGUCUUCCUGUUCUUGCUCUUCUCCUUCCUUCUAGCCUCUCCCUCUAUUCGAACCCCCCACAUGUUUGCUUUCGCGGUAGAUGGGGGACGGCGAAUCUCCCGAAUGCCGGCCCGGUGCCGAGGAGGAGGACAAGGAGGAGGAGGAGGAGGAGGAGGAGGAGGAGGAGGCGCCGGGGCUGCUGCAGGCGGCCGGGGAAUCCUUCUCAGGGAUCCGGCUUGCGGAGGCCCCGAUCCUCCUGCUGGUCUACUUCCACAAGGCGUUCCGGGGGGAGCUCGCCAGGCUCUGCAGCGGUGCGGCGGCCCUCGCCGAGAUGGGGGCCCAUGGCCGCCGGGAACGGCUGCAGGAGCUCCGCGGGAGGUUCGAGUUCUUGGUGGUGGCGUACGAGUACCACAGCGCUGUGGAAGAUGAGAUUAUAUUUCCGGCAUUAGAUUCGCACGUCAAAAAUGUAGUGUGUACAUAUUCACUCGAGCAUAGAAGCAUAGGCGAACUAUUCAACUCGACCAUUCAGUUCUUUGAUUUAUUGACGGAGGAUGAUGAUGAUGAGCCCAAGCCAUAUCAAGAGCUCGUGCUUAUCCUCAGCACCAUCCAGUCAUCCAUUUGCAAGCAUGAGCAUAAGGAAGAAAAGCAGGUGUUUCGGCUACUGAUGCAACAAUUUUCCCAGAAAGAACAGGCUUCACUACUUUGGCAAUUCCUAUGCAGUGUCCCGGCCAUCCUUUUAGAGAAUUUACUUCCAUGGAUGAUCUCCUUCAUUUCCCCUGACGAACAGGAACAAGUCAUCGAUUUUGUUAAGGACACGGUCCCUAAAGAAAGCCUGCUGCAGGAGGUAUUAAUAGGCUGGAUUAGGAAGACUGAUCGAUCAUACUUGAUGGGCAAGAUUGAGACUAGAGCGAUGUGUGAAUUAGACGGCAGAUCUGCAAGUGUGGAAAGCACUCUUGAGCGGCAGCAGGAGCAGAGAGAUAGUGUCGGAAAAAUAUCAAAAUUCUCUCUGACUGAUGGUUUCAAAGUUUGGCACGGUGCCGUUAGGAGAGAUUUCCAAACAGCACUAGAAGCUCUCCAUCGAGUCAAUAGAUCAGGGGUGUUUUCCGAUUUGUCAGCAGUACUUAUGCAGCUGAAGUUCCUUUUAGAUGUGGUAGCCUUUUAUAGCAAUGCAUUGCAUCAAAUUUACUAUCAUGAAAUUAAUGGACUAGCCAAUGGCCGUGAAUUUUCCUCAUUUGAUUGGAUUGCAUACAAGAGCCAAAUUGGAUGUCUUCAACAGUUGCUUCACAAUGAUGCACAAGAUGAGACGCGCCGAUGCAAUUUUGUAGAGCAGCUUUCCUGUGAACUGAAGUUGUUUCUAAUGGAAAUCAACAGAUUAUUUUCUUACCAAGAGACAGAGGUACUUAAUGUGAUUAGCAAAAGCUGCAGUCAUGAAAUGCAAAUUCAGCUUCUGUACACGAGCAUAUGCACGUUGCCUUUUGGAUGGAUCGAAUGUGUGAUCACUUGGUUUUCAGCUCAUUUAUCAGCGGAGGAAUCAAGGUCCAUCCUUCUUCACAUAAAACGAGGAGACAGUACGAUUAGCCGCUCUUUUACCUUGCUACUGCAUGAGUGGUUCCGUAUCGCUUGCUCAGGCAAGAAAUCGAUCGAUGAAUCCAGGAUGGACCCACAAUAUUUUUUCAAAACAAGGUUGUUUACACUGCCCAAACAUUUCGAGGGAGAAGCCAAGUAUUCUGCUUCAACCUCACAAUCAAAUGAUAAAUCUUGCAGAGGAUCUUAUCCCAUUUUAUUGGGAACUGAGUCGGCCGUUAUGAUUAAGUUGAAUACAUCUAACUCUGGUAGAGUUGCUUUGAGCUCGUUCUUUUCUUUGAGACCAAAGGCAUCGAAUAUCUCUUUUAGGUUUCCAGCAGUGAAGAAUGAUGUCAUUUCCAAUAUGGAUCAGUGGGAGCCGGUCGAUAUUAUCUUUUUCUUCCAUAAGGUUAUGGAGAAAGAUCUUACAAAUCUUGUCCAAAAAUCACUUAAACUAUCGGACGAUGCCAGUUUCCUCGAAGAUUUCUGUAAACGAUUUGUUCUAAUAUGCAAUCUGUAUCAAAUCCACAGUGAUACAGAGGAUGAGGUAGCUUUUCCAGCUUUAGAAGAAAAGGGCAAAGUGCAGAACAUAAGCUUCUCCUACACCAUUGACCACAGAAUUGAAGCUCAACACAUUAACGACAUAUCGUCCAUUCUGGAUAAGAUCUCUACAUUGCACAUGUCUUCAAAUAAUUCUGAUUUAAGUGUGAGGCGAAGUCAUCGUCAUCUGUGUUUGAAGCUUCAGAAUAUGUGUAGGUCCAUGCAUAGGAUAGUCUCUGAACACAUCCGCAAUGAGGAUGAAAUUUGGUCGUCGGUUAGAGAAUGCUUAUCUAUUGCAGAACAGGAAAAGGUCAUAGGCUGCAUGCUUGGUAGAAUAAGAGCUGAGGUAUUACAAGAUAUGAUCCCGUGGCUUAUGGAGUCUUUGACACCCAAAGAACAGCAGAAGUUAAUGUCCACAUGGAGACAUGUGACAAGAAACACGAUGUUCAACGAGUGGUUGCAGGAAUGGUGGGAGGGGGAUAAUGUGGAAAAGGAGGUGGAAUCGGGUAUCUCGCCCUCGAAGACAGCAGAUCCUUUAGAGAUAAUCUCGACAUAUCUAUCCAAAGACAUCCUUGAGGAACACAGGGAGAAAAUUCGCAACGAAGUAGUUAACUUACCACAAGGGCAUGUUACCAAUGACAAAUCCAAGCAAUGGAAAAUGGGCACAAUCAAUAAAGGAAAAGUCAAUAGGCAUGAGUCUGAUAAGUGCACAAAACUUUCUAACGAUGAUGCAGAACUAGGUAUAGAUCUGCAAGUUGACCAUAAGUCCGUGCACCAGGAGAAUGUUUCUACGAUGAGUCAAGAAGAACUGGAAGCUGCAAUUAGGAGAGUGUCCUGCGAUUCUUCCUUGGACCUGCAUAAGAAAUCAUCCAUCAUACAGAAUCUGUUAAUGAGUCGUUGGAUUGUCGCACACCAGAAAUCUAACCCGGCUGCCACUGUCUCGAGUGAUGGAGAGAAAAUACCUGGUCAUUCUCCAUCUUAUCGUGAUCAGUUCGAGAUGACUUAUGGAUGCAAGCACUACAAGAGGAAUUGCAAGCUUCUCGCUGCAUGUUGCAACCAACUCUACCCAUGCAGGCGUUGCCAUGAUGAGGAAAAUGUUCAUUCAGUUGACAGGAAAUCCAUAACCAAAAUGAUGUGCAUGAAAUGUUUAACGAUUCAGCCAAUUGGAGCCACAUGCUCAACAGCUUCGUGUGAUAAUUUAGUGAUGGCCAAAUACUAUUGCAGAAUCUGUAGUAUAUAUGACGAUGAAAGGGAAAUCUAUCACUGCCCUUACUGUAACUUGUGUCGUGUGGGAAAGGGAUUGGGCAUUGACUAUUUCCAUUGCAUGAACUGCAAUGCCUGCAUGUCGCGCUCCCUUUCAGUUCACAAAUGCAGACAGAAAUGCUUAGAAGAUAACUGUCCUAUUUGCCGUGAGUACAUUUUUACAUCGAACUCUCCAGUAAAGGCCCUCCCCUGUGGCCACUUGAUGCACUCGGCAUGUUUCCAGGAGUAUACUUGUACUCACUAUACUUGUCCGAUUUGUAGCAAGUCACUAGGGGACAUGCAGGUUUAUUUUAAAAUGUUGGAUACACUUUUGGCCGAAGAGCAAAUGCCAGAUGAGUAUUCUGGCAAGACCCAGGUUAUUCUCUGCAAUGACUGCGAGAAGAGAGGAAGCACAUCUUUUCAUUGGUUUUAUCACAAGUGCCGUCAUUGCGGUUCAUAUAACACGAGGCUGCUUUGAUUCCAACCUAAGACGUAUAUAUGAGAUAACUCUCCUCAAUGUUCGGAUAGCACAAAAAACAAUUCUGCAUUUUCCCUGAUGGAGAAAACCGUCUCCAGCUCCAGAGGAGGGAAAUGGAAGAAGUAAAAGUUUGAGAUUCGUCGACAUGGGGCAUUGGGGAAUGACCAAGUAAUGUUGCUUGCUUUUCUUGUUUAAGGCAGUUCAGGUUCGCAUGAGUUGCUCUAUGUGUCUGCUUCACAUGAUGGAAAAAAAUCCAGUGAUUGAGGAAAUAGAAAGUUCACCUUUUCAUAGUGGGAAAAUAUGAAAUGUGUGGGAAGAGCUUCUGCUGUGCCAAAACUGCAAAAAGUUCAACUCCCAUCUGUCUGUGCCAAGUACAGUAAUGUUAUACAGUACAAUGGCAGUGCCAUAGAAGCUCCCAACCUUUGAUGUCUCUGAAAUGAUCGGUAGGAUUUCAUCUAAUGACUGAUCCUGCUUGAGCAUUUUAAAAGUAGUUAAAGGGACUCAAUGGAACAACAACAAUUUUGAACAACUUGUAUUGUACAAGUUCCAUAGAUGCUUUUGCAGUUGUUGAGAGACGAAUGUUAUAUGUGUGGUUUAUUCAA